Molecule: messenger RNA, 1032 nt
Organism: Carlito syrichta (Philippine tarsier)
Lineage: Eukaryota; Metazoa; Chordata; Mammalia; Primates; Tarsiidae
Gene: ARK2C
Product: ring finger protein 165
Exons: 7
Coding region: 1-1032 (343 amino acids)
Biological process (GO): positive regulation of BMP signaling pathway; motor neuron axon guidance
Molecular function (GO): ubiquitin protein ligase activity
Source: RefSeq, a predicted model, not a curated record
AUGGUGGGGCCGGUGGUCACCGCUGGCGGGACCACUGUCCAUAAGACGCCGGUGGGGCUGGCGGGCAGGAGACGCCGUGGGGCCGGCGGCCACGAGACCUCUCUGUCCUGCCUUCCAGGUGCCCCGUUUCAAAGGUCUCAGCAUCCUCACGCUACCUCCUGCCGCCACUUCCACCUGGGCCCCCCGCAGCCGCAGCAGCUGCCGCAGCAGCUCGCCCCCGACUUCCCGCUGGCCCACCCCGUGCAGUCGCAGCCGGGCCUCAGCGCCCACAUGGCCCCGGCCCACCAGCACAGCGGCGCCCUGCACCAGUCGCUGCCCCCGCUGCCCGCCCUGCAGUUCCAGGACGUCACAGGCCCCUCCUUCCUACCUCAGGCCCUGCACCAGCAAUACCUCCUGCAGCAGCAGCUCCUGGAAGCCCAGCACCGCAGGCUCGUCUCGCACCCCAGACGGAGUCAAGAGCGCGUGUCUGUCCACCCCCACCGCCUCCACCCUGGCUUCGACUUCGGCCACCAACUGCAGACGCCUCAGCCCAGGUACUUGGCUGAGGGCACCGACUGGGACCUCAGCGUGGACGCGGGCUUGAGUCCAGCCCAGUUCCAGGUGCGGCCCAUCCCCCAGCACUAUCAGCAUUACCUAGCCACGCCUCGAAUGCACCACUUCCCCAGAAGCUCCUCCUCCACGCAGAUGGUCGUCCAUGAAAUCCGAAACUACCCUUACCCUCAGCUUCACUUCCUUGCUCUCCAGGGACUAAAUCCCAGCAGACACACCUCCGCCGUGAGAGAGAGCUACGAGGAGCUGCUGCAGCUGGAAGACAGGUUGGGAAACGUGACUCGAGGAGCCGUACAGAACACCAUCGAGAGGUUCACCUUCCCCCACAAGUACAAGAAGCACCCUCCUGUCAACAAGACCCAUGGGACAGAAUACCCAGCACAAAGCCGGCGAAAUCCCCGGGUCUAUGGCCAGGACCAGUGGGCCAAUGGCAGGGAUGUGGCCACUGGGAGGGACAGCAGCCCUGAGGAGCUCACGGUCUAG